CGCGUUAAUAUCCAUCAAAUUAAUGAAAUACUUAAACUUAACGACCCAUUUUAAUUGGCUCACCACUCUAAAGGGCUCGCACGCCUGAACAGAAAAAAAAAAUCUUAACAGUGCAGGUAAUUAUGAGAAAAUGUGCAUCAAAUUGUGCUCUUUACAGAGUGCCGGAAAACAAUAAUUAACCCCAUUCACAGUGAUGAGCUCCAUCUUAUCACAGCUGCACGCCAAGUAUGCAUCCAAGAAUUGGAAUGAGACUUUCCAGCUGGUUAGAAAAUGCAUGGACAAAUCCAGAGAUGACUCCGCGCCCUGCCAGCCGCUCGUUGCGACUCUGGAAAGGCUCCAGGAGGUGUUUAAGGUGUCCUCCAUCAACGCCAUGAGAUCUCGUUUGGAGCUGGCGGCUCAACGACAAGGGAUGGGCUUCCACUUCACGGAGGCCACGUGCUACCUGACGGCUGACCUGUUCUACGUGGAGGCGGCGCUGCUGCCGUGCGGCGGCGUGGACGAGGUCACGGUGGCGCCGCACGGUGGAGCCCCUUCGAGGAGCGAGAUCCUCCUGCAGCCUCUCAGGUCAAAAGACUUUUCAGAGUUCUCCGCCAGGCUGAAAGACCUCGCAAGCCAGUAUGACGUCCCCGGAGACAACGAUGUAAAAUUCAAACUAUUCACGGCUUUCCAACACCUCAGGAAAGACAUGCAAGCCAUUUCGCAUUUGCCCAGAGUGGCCAGCGGCAACAGCAGCCGGCAGAUGGCCGAUAUUAUCAAUGACAGCUUGUUUGGCUGUCUCCUCGCUGAACAAGCAGAUUGCCCUUUGACCAUCCAUUUCUACUCGCCACCAACUAGCGAAGCGAACGGAGUGAAUUUCGCGGACAAGCAGGCGGCCCGGGUGGCUGUGCGCUCCAGUCACGUGUCACACAAACUUCAAAUGGCGUCAGUCGUCCCGCUGCCCCUACAACUCGACCCCGAGGGUUUUCCCGUCUUAUCCCCAACGAGCGAAGUAGCGCACGAGACGUUGCCUGCCUGCUUCGUGCUCCGCCUAAAGCCAACCAUACCCACGCUGAGGUCUUUUGUAGACAAGAUCAACCAGAUUACAGGAGUUGCAGUACCAGACCACGACGUGCAGUGGGCGCAAUUUCGCAAUCUUCUGGCUCAAGACUCGAUAAGUCACUGCAGUCCGGAGGAUGAAUUGGAUCGUUUUUGCGCUGCGCUUCUUCCUGGCGAUGUCACGCACACCUACGUCUUCCCCGCAGAGGCGUGGGAAGCGGCCUCUCACGCGGGCGUCGCGUUGGACGCCGUUCCCUUCACCCACGCCGCCCACGUUCCGCGCCUGGUGGAGUUGCUGCGGCAUCAGUGCGCCAUCAACACAUUGCUGAAGAGCUGCAUGUCCCAAGGUCCAGAUUGCGAUCACCAUUUUGAGGUACGUCCGGAGGCUGACACCGACUUCUCUGUGACAUUCCAGCGGCCAGACAAAAACUCGCUUGCCAUUUUGCUGGUGGGCAUUGCGGAUUCUCAGAAUAUUACAUGCAGAUUAUACGGAGCUGGGAUUGGCGAUUCCUCCCGGGAUGAGUACAUCGCCAGCAUCAUGAGGAGGUGCAUGUCCAUCCCUCUGAGCCUCCACGCGUUGUACGAAAAGAUGAAACUCACUGCCGCCGCCCCUCCUGACUCCGAAAAGGACUCGACGACUUCCCUGUGUGUACCCAUAGAAGACUGAUCAUUGUUAUCGACCAAGUUGCUUGCCAACAUGAGUCCCGACGCCCCCGCGGGCAUCUCGCCACAUUGACUGACUACUUACACUACUUUUGCUCCAUCUCGAGUCCAUAUAUUUUCAGUUUUCAAUAAAAGAGUUAGACUGCAUUGACA
Hippocampus comes (tiger tail seahorse) is the source of this 1851-nucleotide messenger RNA. It is a transcript of the gene med1l, whose product is annotated as mediator complex subunit 1-like. Gene Ontology annotation, biological process: cellular response to thyroid hormone stimulus; regulation of transcription by RNA polymerase II. Bases 194 to 1702 code for a protein of 502 amino acids. Gene Ontology annotation, molecular function: nuclear retinoic acid receptor binding; transcription coregulator activity; nuclear vitamin D receptor binding. NCBI's taxonomy places the organism in Eukaryota, Metazoa, Chordata, Actinopteri, Syngnathiformes, Syngnathidae. The record is from RefSeq and is a predicted model, not a curated record. Gene Ontology annotation, cellular component: mediator complex. The transcript is spliced from 15 exons.